AUGCCAGCAUCAAAACAAGCUCAAGAAGACUAUGACAGAUACGCCGCAAUAUAUGACGACUACAGUCUACUGCCUUCCGGCCGUCUCGAAUCUGAUUUGAUCAAGAUCGCCUUGGGAGACUGUACUGGCCUCACGAUUCUGGAUCUCGGUGGCGGCACAGCACUGCAUGCACGUGAAGCCAUAUCACUAGGCGCAAAAUCCAUCGAUGUCGUCGACGUGUCUAGCGAGAUGCUCGCCGAAGGCUGCAAAUGCGUUCAAGAUAAAGACUCGGUCUUGGCUCAGAAGUUGCGGUUUUUCCAGGCAGAUGUAUCGAAACCACUUUCGCAUCUGCCUUUAUGCAAGGAAGGUUACGAUCUUGUCAUGGCCAAUUGGAUCUUCAGCUUCGCGGAUACCAUGGAGGUUUUGGAGGGCAUGUUCCGUAACAUUGUCGGCUAUCUCAAGCCUGGUGGUCGCUUCAUCGGCGUCCGUGAUGCAGACCCGUGGAGUCCUGCUUUGGAGAGCAAGAAGUAUGGAGGCUAUUGCGAAUGGCUGAAAGAUAUACCUGGUGGGGUACAGUAUCUCUGUGUCUUGAACAGUUCGCCUCCGAUAAAAUUCAUCGGUUCAUCGCUUGAAGUCAUCUAUUCUGGCUCUACAGAAAUCUACGAGAAAUUCGGCUUGACGGAGAUUUCCCUCGUUCCUUAUGAAGAAGCAGAAGUGAUACGACAAGAUCGUCGCUUUUGGGAGUUGUUCCUGGACAGACCAAAUAUGGCUGUCGUACGAGCCAUAAUGAAGGCCUGA
Messenger RNA from Boeremia exigua, 777 nucleotides. Its product is annotated as S-adenosyl-L-methionine-dependent methyltransferase. The transcript has a single exon. The record is from RefSeq and is a predicted model, not a curated record. NCBI's taxonomy places the organism in Eukaryota, Fungi, Ascomycota, Dothideomycetes, Pleosporales, Didymellaceae. The coding region runs from base 1 to 777 and encodes 258 amino acids.